AUGCGUGAGGUCGUUACAGAAAUUUGUUCAACGGAAGAAAUCAAGUCUUACCAAAACAAGGACCCAACGUACAGCAAACUCAAAGAAUACGUCAAAAAUGGUUGGCCACAGAAACACAAAAGCGACCCGUUAGUCAGUAAAUUCUUCUCUCAUCAACAAGACUUAAGCAUCGCUCAUGACAUUGUUUGCUACAAAGACCGAGUCGUCAUUCCUGGUCCUCUUCAGAAGAAGUGCCUCUAUGUGCUCCAUGACGGACACUUCGGUAUUAAUAAAUGUUUGGACCGGGCCAAAGCUACUGUGUGGUGGCCAGGUAUCACAAGAGAGCUUAAAGAAGUCGUCGGGAAAUGUGAAAUUUGCAUCAAACUACGCAGACCAACGGUAGAUCCCAUGUUACCAUCCGAAGUUCCAUCUAGACCGUGGCAAACAAUUGGUGCCGACCUCGCAGAAUAUCAUGAGUCAACUUACUUAGUGGUACAGGACUAUUAUUCCAAGUAUCCUGAAAUCAGAAAACUUCGCACCACCAAAGCCAAAGUUGUUAUCGAGACCUUCAAAGAAAUGUUUGCUAGACAUGGUAUACCCGAAGUUGUCCGCUCCGACAAUGGCAAACAAUUUGAUUGUCACGAAUACAGAACUUUCAGCAGAAAAUAUGGAUUUAAGUUAAUUACCAGUAGUCCCCAUUACCAACAGUCAAAUGGACAAGCCGAAAGUGCUGUGAAGCUGCUCAAAACGAUAUUGAGGAAAAAUGAAGAUCCAUAUCUUGCACUUCUUACCUACCGCAAUACACCUACUAAAUGUGGAUUGUCACCUGCCCAACUGCUCUUUGGCAGAAACCUUCGAGACAGACUGCCAAGGUUACCUUCAGGGUUAAAACCUGCAACUAUCGACCAUGACACUGUCAGACAAACGUUAAUCAACAAUCAAGCAGAACAGAAGUCCAACUACGACAAACGACACCGAGUAACAAAAGAAGAGAAAAAUCUAAAAGAAGGUGAUCGCGUAUGGAUCAUAAAUAUGCAAAAGGAGGGAGAAGUACAACGCAGAUGUGAAGAACCAAGGUCAUAUUUGAUCGAGACUGACGGCGGUUGCGUCAGACGAAAUCGAAGACAUCUUCAGCCCUUACCAGACAGAAAUAAUGAACCCGAACAUGACCCAGAACAACCAGACGAAUCAGAGGAACCAAAGAAAAGACCAAUCAGAAGACCCAAAAGAUACCAAGAUUAUUAUUGUUAUUGA
Messenger RNA from Tribolium castaneum (red flour beetle), 1233 nucleotides. RefSeq lists its product as uncharacterized. The record is from RefSeq and is a predicted model, not a curated record. Gene Ontology annotation, biological process: DNA integration. NCBI's taxonomy places the organism in Eukaryota, Metazoa, Arthropoda, Insecta, Coleoptera, Tenebrionidae. The transcript has a single exon. The coding region runs from base 1 to 1233 and encodes 410 amino acids. Gene Ontology annotation, molecular function: nucleic acid binding.